Molecule: messenger RNA, 630 nt
Organism: Homalodisca vitripennis (glassy-winged sharpshooter)
Lineage: Eukaryota; Metazoa; Arthropoda; Insecta; Hemiptera; Cicadellidae
Exons: 6
Coding region: 76-600 (174 amino acids)
Source: RefSeq, a predicted model, not a curated record
UUGUUGCUACGGUUAUAAUAAACCAUUGAAAAUCUUUAUAUUGCAAUAAAUUUUGAGUCUUCUGAUUGUAUAGCUAUGGUGUGGACAUUGACUUGCCAGCCUAACUGCUUCCAAAAACAGUCGACGUGGGGUUAUUAUAAACAUCUUUAUGCCGAUGAAAUUUGCUGUUUGUGCACCAGUUGGAGAUUCGGAUCUUAUCUCUACACAAUUCUCCUGGCGUCUCUUGGCAUUGCUCUGAUACUGGCGGACAUUUGCCGUACAGUUACUAAUGGCCCAUUGCCGGUCUGCCAGGCUCGACAAGACCAUUCCUACAACAAGUGGUACUUAUGCCCUCGUCUGGAGAGAGAUUUGAGCUUAAUGGGGAGCUUCCUAAAUCUUCUUAUUUACAUUAUUUUGCUCGUUGGAAUCCUCGCGGGAAAUUCUCUACUGCUGAUGCCGUGGUUGGUCUGCAAGAUGAUUCUGAUAAUCUGCCUUGUGCCAAUCUGGCUCGUACACCUCGCAUUCUUCCACCGGUUCUUUACAAAGUGGGGCUUGCUCACGAUAUGUUUCAACGUUCAUAACAUUCUUCAGGUUAUAUGUGUAUCCUUAAGUUUCGAGUAAAUUUAUGUACUGUAAAGUUUCUUAUUAAAU